Messenger RNA from Esox lucius (northern pike), 749 nucleotides. RefSeq names its product cornifelin homolog B. The transcript has 3 exons. Lineage: Eukaryota; Metazoa; Chordata; Actinopteri; Esociformes; Esocidae. Bases 182 to 652 code for a protein of 156 amino acids. The record is from RefSeq and is a predicted model, not a curated record.
ACCUAAACCUGAGUCCAGUCUUCCGUACUAGCCACUGUUUCUCCUUCACACAAGUAACCAAUACCACUCUGGGAUUCCUCUAACCUGGCAACACACUCUCACUGCGUGUUGCCGAAACUGUUGAACUAAGCUCAAUUUGAAGACCGUUUCGGCUGGACGAAUAGCUCGCCGCUGGUCAGAAAUGGACAUGGACAGUUUUCCCCUUCUGCCCCUGACGUUAAGAGCCCAGCCGGAGAGCAUGGUACCGAAGAGGGGAGAGUGGACCACCGGGCUGUGUGACUGGUGGCAAGACAUGGGGGACUGUUGCUGUGCCCUUUGGUGCCUGCCAGUGUUUGCCUGUAAGACCACCAGCGCCGUGGGGGCGUGUCCUUGCCUUCCCCUGCUGGACUGCAUCAGCUGUGUACCCCCAGCCUCCCUGGCCAUGAGAGCUUCUGUCAGGGAACUCUACAGCAUUGAGGGGGGAGUAUUGAGUGACUGUUUCUAUGGCUGCUGCUGCUACCCUCUCUCCUGGCUCCAGAUCUCACGUGAACUCAAGAGUCGAGCCGCUGGGGCCGCCAACACAAACUCCAGAAUCUCCUCCCCCUCUUUCUCUACCCACUCCUGGAACAGAUUCACCACCCUUUCCAACUCGCAGGGGGCACACUUGAUAUAGACAGAGCUAGGAAUAAAGUGACAUUGGUUCAGUUGUUCCCUGAGGCCAACAUGACUGGAAUAACAAUAAACAAAGUAGCUUGUUCUGAAUAUUUUAA